GGUAGAUCUGAGGGUCCUCCGGGAAGAUUCUGAUUGUUCAGCUUUUGAUGGACACAUCCUUGGGUUUCUGCGGCUGGCUCUAAGGAGCCAGGCUGGGCAGGGCCAAACACAAUCCAGACAUUGUGAGUGGGAGCAGAGUCUAGACUGCAGCAUGGAGGCACAGAGCAGCGGACCUGGGGUUCAGAGGCAAAGGCCCUCCAAGGUGAGCUCCAAGCUGCCUAUAGGGUCACACUGGCCAGUCCUAGGCCUGGCACUGCUGCUACUGUUGCUGGCUUUGGCUGGAGCUGUGGUCGGGGGGCUCCUUGGCUUGGCACACAGCCCUGCUGAGCCUAUACUGCAGGCUGUCCGAUGGACCCUCUUGAGUCCUCCUACCUCCUGGCCCAACCAGACUGCCACAGUGGACCCAGCCCAGGACACAGUGACCUAUGUGGUGACCCCACCUCAGAACAACCAUAGCUGGGCUGUGCUAUUUGACAGCCACAAUGGUUUUGUGUGUUAUCGCCCAGGGGAACAAAAGUCCUGCUUUCUGCGGAGCAUGGAGACCUGGGAGCGAGAAACCCUGCAGCUGGUCUUCAAUACCUCUCAGGCUGACUGGCCACUGGGUCCCAACAAAGAUACCAGAUAUACUCAAGAGUUUUUGGGGGUGCUAGGGGGGCAUGAAGUGGACCCUGCUCUAGUAGGAGGACCAGUUCAACACCUUUGUGACCAACUCCCCAUCUACUGGGUGCAAAGGGCCGAAGGUUCACGGAAACAGAGAUUAAUUUAUCUCUGCAUUGACAUUUGUUUUCCAAGCAACAUUUGUGUAUCUGUCUGCUUUUAUUACCUUCCAGAUUAGGAAUAAAUAGCCUCAGGACUAGGCACCUUGGGAAGUCCUCUCUGCCCUGCCCACCCCAGUCUGUCCCUGAUCAAUGCAGGAAUCAGGGACUAAAGCAGGAACAUAAUCCCCCCCCACAGAUCCAUGGGUGGGGGCAACUGGUCCUUAGUGCCAAGCCAGAGGGCUGUAGGCCAGGUUGGAAAAUUUCUCUACUGGAAAUGAGGGUUUCUCCAUUAACACGGGAGAUGCCAGGGAGAGCUUGGUUUUAAUCCUGAAUAAAAUGAUCACAAAUGGC
Messenger RNA from Sarcophilus harrisii (Tasmanian devil), 1109 nucleotides. It is a transcript of the gene BRICD5, whose product is annotated as BRICHOS domain containing 5. Gene Ontology annotation, biological process: regulation of cell population proliferation. The record is from RefSeq and is a predicted model, not a curated record. The transcript has 6 exons. NCBI's taxonomy places the organism in Eukaryota, Metazoa, Chordata, Mammalia, Dasyuromorphia, Dasyuridae. The coding region runs from base 152 to 835 and encodes 227 amino acids.